This is a messenger RNA of Conger conger (European conger), 3329 nucleotides long. RefSeq names its product ubiquitin-conjugating enzyme E2F (putative) (gene ube2f). The record is from RefSeq and is a predicted model, not a curated record. The transcript has 10 exons. Gene Ontology annotation, biological process: protein neddylation. Gene Ontology annotation, cellular component: nucleus. The coding region runs from base 254 to 811 and encodes 185 amino acids. NCBI's taxonomy places the organism in Eukaryota, Metazoa, Chordata, Actinopteri, Anguilliformes, Congridae. Gene Ontology annotation, molecular function: NEDD8 transferase activity.
UUCGGAGACGAAACGGUCACUGCACUUCCGCUUCUGCUACUGGCCCGCAGAAGCGGUGUUCUCCAGAGUUUAACCCCAUCAGAACGAGAAAUUUAGUAUUUCGCAGGAUUUUCCUGAAGUCACCGGUGUCUGAAAUACAAAUACUGAGCAAGCGCUGCAGUGGCGGCCGGGUGUGUUUCCGUGGACUGUUGAUUAUGGUGUAAGACGGAGCGGUUUACCAGACUCAGAGACAGCAGGUGAGAGAGAGGGCGCCAUGCUGACGUUGGCGAGUAAGCUGAAGCGGGAUGAUGGCGGGAAGGCAGGCCGCGCCCCCAGCGGCCCCUCUGACUCCUCCCACCGGGUGUCCAUCCGGGACCGGCUACUGAUCAAAGAAGUUGCAGAACUUGAAGCCAACCUUCCAAGUACCUGCAAGCUCAACUUCCCUGACGUGAACAAGCUUCACUCCUUUCAGCUGGCCGUGUCCCCCGAUGAAGGCUACUACCAGAGUGGAAAAUUCCACUUCGAGAUCGACGUCCCCGAAGCCUACAACAUGGUGCCUCCCAAAGUGAAAUGCCUGACCAGAAUAUGGCAUCCCAACAUCACGGAGAGCGGAGAGAUCUGCCUAAGCCUGCUGCGGGAGCACUCCAUUGACGGCACGGGCUGGGCUCCCACCAGGACGCUGAAGGACGUGGUGUGGGGACUCAGCUCAUUAUUUACCGAUCUGCUGAAUUUCGACGACCCGUUGAACAUCGACGCGGCCGAACAUCACCUGCGGGACAAGGAGGACUUCCGGGUCAAAGUUCAGGACUUCAUCAAGAGCUACGCCAGAUGAUGACAGCGUCAGCUGCGCCGGCUGCCUAUGACUGCGCAGCUCCGCCCCCCGCCCCGCCCCCCAGCUCCGCCCCCGCCCAGCCCCGCCCCCCCGCGUUCCCCCGGGCCCCCCCCCCACCCCCCAGCUCUGUGCAUUUCCAGCUCUCCUCACCAGACUGCAAUACGUGACCACCAAAAAAAAAACAAAAAAACAACACACGCCUAGAUGUUCAAAUUUUAACAGAAGGGAAAAGAAGGAAAGUCCUCUCCGGAAUCCCGCACGGGAAAAUCACGGCAGAGGAGAGGUGAAGAGGAACGUCUCUUUUUUUCCCCCUCUUUUGUCAGGGCUCGGUGGCGAGUCAGAUCAGGUGACACCCCCUAAUCCCCCCCCCCCCCCCCCCCCAGGUGGCGAGAGUUUAGUUCUUUUAACUUUGAAAAGGGGUGUCCACGUAAGGAGGAAAACCCAACGACGAUGAUAAUCAGGACAGCCGUGAAGUGGACAGACUGCUGGAUAAUGCCUCGUUCUCUCAGUGCUAGUGCCUGCCCCCAACCCCCCGCCCCCCCUUUGUUUGCAGAAAAAAAAGAGAAAGACCCAAGUAUCUGAACGGGGACAAAAAAGAAAAUGAAAAUAAAAAUGAAAACGAGCACUCUGAAGUUAAACCACAUUGCCUGUUCCCACACCUGAUCGCAUGCCAAUUGCCAAGAUCUCCCCCCCGCCCCCCCCCAUCCCCUCCCCUGGAUCUCGGUCUUUGUACUUGGCGUUGCCCGGUGACGUUGUACAAUCCGCGCAGAUUGGAUUCUGCUGUGCUACACACCUUUGACAUUUGACCUUUUGACCCUGUACCUCACCGAGCGAAAGUGAUCAAAAUGAAAAAAAAAAGAAGAAAAAGAUUAUGCUCUUUUGAUUGCUCUUUUCAGAAUGUGGGGUGGGGUGGGGUGGGGGGUUACUUCCUGUGUCCUCACUUCCUGCCUCUCCCAACACACUCCCCCUGCUGUGCUGUACUGUCUGAGUAAGUGUGAAAUGUUGCCGGGCCCUCCCUACACAUAUGUACACACACACACACACACGUACACACAAACCACAAUAAUAAUAAUAAUAAUAAUAAUAAUAAUAGUAUUAACUAUUUAUAAAGCGUUUCUCGAGCAUUGUGACAUAAUAGUCGAUAAGAUGGAAAUAUCAACAUCGCGAUGACACAUAAAACAAUAAUUAAAACAUGUCAGUGGUAAAACAAUGAAAAAGAGAAUAAAAGCCAAAAACAUGUACGUAUACACACAUACAUACACACACAUACACACACUCGCAUACUCUCACUCACACAUCCUCACACACACACACUCACUCUCACUCACACACACACAUUCACUCACACACACUCUCACUCACACACACACAUUCACUCACACACACUCACUCUCACUCACACACACACACACACACACACACAGCACAUCUCCACCCCUCCCGACUCCAGUGCUGUGUGCUGGUGUAUUGGAAGGUGUGUGUAAAUGUGUCUGUGUGGUGUACUGUAGGUCUAUGUCCGAGUGUAUGCUUGGGUUCGUUAUGGCUCAUUGGUGCUUCAGCAUGCCGUCUAUGUCAGGUGCGUACUGGAUGUGUGGGUGUGUGUGGUUGGUGUGUGUGUGUUCGCUGAGGGGUGUGUGUGUGUUUGCUCUGUGUGACUGCAGACAGGUGUGUGUGUGUGUGUGUGUGUUUGCUGUAUGACGGCAGACAGAUGUGUGUGUGUUCGCUGUAUGACUGCAGACAGGUGUGUGUGUGUGUGUGUUUGCUGUGUGACGGCAGACAGGUGUGUGUGUGUUUGCUGUGUGACGGCAGACAGGUGUGUGUGUGUGUGUGUGUGUUCGCUCUGUGACUGCAGUGUGUGCAUGUUUUCUCUUGUGUGACGGUAAACAGGUCCGUUUUGUGUGUGUGUGUGUGUGUGUGUACACAGGUGUGUGUGAGUGUUUGCUCUUUGUGACGGUACACAGGUGUGUGUGUGUGUUUGCUCUGUGUGAUGGUACACAGGUGUGUGUGUGUGUUUGCUCUGUGUGAUGGUACACAGGUGUGUGUGUGUUUGCUCUGUGUGACGGUACACAGGUGUGUGUGUGUGUGUGUGUGUACACAGGUGUGUGUGUGUUUGCUCUGUGCGACGGUACACAGGCGUGUGUUUGCUUGCUCUGUGUGAUGGUACACAGGUGUGUGUGUGUUUGCUCUGUGUGACAGUACACAGGUGUGUGUGUGUGUGUAUACACAGGUGUGUGUGUGUUUGCUCUGUGCGACAGUACACAGGCGUGUGUGUGUUUGCUCUGUGUGAUGGUACACAGGUGUGUGUGUGUGUGUGUGUGUGUGUACACAGGUGUGUGUGCAGGAGUGACAGGUCAGGUAGCAUGUGCCGGGCCCCUCUCCUCUCCUGACCGCUUCUGUCAUCACGCCCCCACAGAACCGUGAAGGCCUGUCCCCUUAUUUAAACUCUUUGCUUUCUCAGAGUUGUAUAUCCAUUUUUUAAAAAAUAUAUUAAAGAGGAAUUAUAAGGACAAAAAAAAAA